Branchiostoma belcheri (Belcher's lancelet) is the source of this 8267-nucleotide messenger RNA. RefSeq names its product fibrillin-1-like. Gene Ontology annotation, molecular function: calcium ion binding; protein binding. The record is from RefSeq and is a predicted model, not a curated record. Bases 81 to 8132 code for a protein of 2683 amino acids. Gene Ontology annotation, biological process: cell-matrix adhesion. The transcript is spliced from 57 exons. Lineage: Eukaryota; Metazoa; Chordata; Leptocardii; Amphioxiformes; Branchiostomatidae.
UUAGUCGGUAAGGCCUCCCUAAGCUUUAACUGCUGGACACGCCUGAGUAGGUUCGGGCAUACGCCACCUUGCCGACCAACAUGUCGGCUAGGGAGAAGAGUCUUCUCUUGUUGAUGACAGUUUUGUGUGUCCUGGGAGGCGUUUUCGGUAGACACGAACCGCAUGCGGGACUAGGACUUCUUGGAGGCGGUGUGUGUCCCGAGGGAGAGAUGGAGUGCUGGAGCCCCGGGUUUAACGGGACGGAGCCGCACUGCGUGAACGCCAGUCUGGCCUGCGACGGUGACUGGGACUGUCCGUUUGGGGAAGACGAGGAUCACUGUGAGGGCCGCUGCACGUCCUGGCAGUUCCAGUGCGACCAGGACUUUCCUGGUUCCGGAGAAUCCGGAUCCGGAAACAACUCGAGUCCGGAAUGUCUCCACCCGUGGCAGGUGUGUGACGGAGUCCGGGACUGUUCCUCCGGUGAAGACGAGAGGGAUUGUGGUGCCACGUGUUCGCCCGGGGAGAAGGAAUGUUGGAGUCCGGGUGGGAACGCGUCCUGUGUGGACUCCGGGCUGGUCUGUGACGGCGUCCGGGACUGCUUUCUGGGGGAGGAUGAGGACGACUGCCACAACGGUACACAUAACUGCACGGAGGGAGAGGUUGAGUGUUUCAGCUGGGCAGGAAACAUGACCUGUGUGGACCCCGGUCUGAGGUGCGAUGGGAACUGGGACUGCCCCUUCGGAGAGGACGAGGACUCUUGCGGCGGUGUGUGUCCCGAGGGAGAGAUGGAGUGCUGGAGCCCAGGGUUGAACGGGACGGAGCCGCACUGCGUCAACGCCAGUCUGGCCUGCGAUGGCAACUGGGACUGUCCGUUCGGGGAAGACGAGGAUAACUGUGGUACGCACUGUGGCAGUGGGGAGGUCGAGUGUUUUAGCUGGGCAGGAAACAUGACCUGUGUGAACUCCAGUCUGAGGUGCGAUGGCAACUGGGACUGCCCCUUCGGAGAGGACGAGGACUCUUGCGGAGGUCGAUGCGGUCCGGGUGAGAUCCCGUGCCGAACUGUCGGGAUGAACUUGACCUGUGUGAAUGCCAGUCUGGCAUGCGAUGGCAUCAUGGACUGCCCCUUUGGAGAGGAUGAAAUGCGUUGUGUAGAGCACUGCGGCCCUGGUGAGAUCACGUGCCGGGCUUCGGGGAUGGGUGUCACGUGUGUGAACGCCAGUCUGACCUGUAACAUGAUAUGGGACUGUCCUUUCGGGGAGGACGAGAGGCAUUGUGGUGGUGAGUGUAGUGUAGGCGAAAUCGCAUGCUGGGACGGGCCAGGGAACGUGUCCUGUGUGAACGCGAGUUUCGCCUGUGAUGGCAUCUGGGACUGUGCUAACGGGCAGGACGAAAUGCACUGUGGCAAUGCAGGCUGUGAGUUUUGGGAGUACCGCUGCCGGCGAAACGUAUCGUCAAUGAUGAUGAGAAACCACAGUAGAGAAGAGAUGAGGAAGAUGAGGAACGGGUCCGAACCUGUGUGCAUACAUCUUCUAGACGUCUGUGAUGGGAACAGGGACUGUCCUAUGGGAGACGACGAAGCACGCUGUGAUACUCGCCCACGUUGCGGAGAGUGGGAGAUGGAAUGCCGAGGCCACGGGAGGAACUUUUCCUGUAUAAACGCCAGUCUGAUCUGUGACGGCAACAGGGACUGUCCCCACGGCGACGACGAAAGAGAUUGUGCUUACAGUGACAGCCGUUGCAUACGAAUGCGGGAAGCCGCUAUGAGGAACAUGUCUAUGGGCCAGUCGCGGGUGUUCGUGCCUGCGUGUGACGAGUUCGGAGAGUUUGAACCGACCCAGUGCGAAGAAGACAGUAGCGGGGAGUGUUGGUGUGUGAACGGAGCAGGAUGUGAGCCCCUGGAGUACGGCCAGUGCUCAGGCAUGGGUUACAUGACCAGGUUUCCCCACAUGUACUUUCCCGAGUGGGAGAGUCAGGACGUGGCGUUUGAGGAGUUCAGCAAGUAUCUGCAGCUCUCCCACUGCCACCCAUACCUGCAGGACUACCUGUGCGAGUUCUUCUUUCCAAGAUGUACACCUAGAGGAGCAAGACCCAUCUGCCGUUCGUACUGCUAUGAGAUGUCGGAGGCGUGUUGGAACGACGCGGUGGCUGUCGGGAUACAGUGGGACACGCGGGGAUGCGACCUGCUGGAACUGCCGGAGGAAAACUGCAUCAGGUCUCCUUUCGCCAACGUGAAGCAGUGCCACCCCCGGCAGACGACCUGCCGGCGGAACUGGAACGAGACGCGCGCGGUGUCGGACCCGGUGUGCCUGGAGCCCGCCCAGAUGUGCGACGGCAAACCAGACUGUCCGCUGGCUGAAGACGAGCAAAACUGCUAUUGUGAACCCCAAGGCCUGGAUUCCUCCCUGGCUCGUCCGGAGAACGCAGGGAUGCUCGAGUCGUCACUAGAACCCACUUGUGAAGGUUGCCAGCCCAUCACCCUGCCCCUGUGCCUGGACAUGCCAUGGAAGGCGACCCGCUUCCCCAACAUGCUGGGCCACCCGGGCCAGCUCACCAUCCAGGCUGACAGGGACACCGGGGCCAUGCUGACUAUGCUGACCAACAGCAACUGCCAUGAGCACAUCCACUUUGCGGUGUGCUCUGCCGUGACGCCGAAGUGCGAGGGAGGCGGCCGCCUGGCGCCGUGCAGGAAGUUCUGCAAAGAGAUCCAGGGCAGCUGUGAGCACGCCCUGACCAGUCUGGGUGAGACCUGGCCGUUCGACUGUGACGGCAUGCCUCGGCCCGAGGAGGCGCCCUGCAUCACUCCGGAUAAACUUGUCGAUGUUGACGAGUGUGCCACUGAUCAGUACAUGUGUGACCGAAAAGCCCGAUGCAGAAACCUGUUCGGCUCCUACACGUGUGACUGUAAACCUGGCUACCAGAGCACUGCGGUCAACGGAACAGGGUUUCCCGGGGAGUGUGAAGACAUAAAUGAAUGUAACGCCACGCAGCCGGCUUGUGGCCCCCACACGGAGUGCCAUAACCUUCCGGGCGGCUUCAGGUGCAGAUGUGACCGGGGGUACGAGAAAAUCAACGCCACCCACUGCACAGAUAUUGAUGAGUGUGUCAGUGGCCUCAGUGGCUGCUCGGAUCUCUGUAACAACACCGUCGGUUCCUUCUUCUGCCGAUGUCCGCGAUUCUUUGAGCUGGACCCACGCAACAACAGAACAUGCAAAGCUGCCCUGUCCUGUUCGUCCUCGAACCCCUGUUCGCCCAGUGACGUGGCGACUUGCGCAGUGACUGAUGACGGUUAUCUUUGCGGCUGCCAGGCGGGGUACCAACUGGCACCGGGCAACACGAAUGAGUGCAGGAGAGGUAACAACAACUGUGACCGUCAGCUGGCCGUCUGUACGGACACACGGGGCAGCUUCACCUGCUCCUGCAAACCCGGGUACUCCGGGGCCGGCACGGUCGGCGAGUGCGAAGAUAUUGACGAGUGCACCACUGGAGAUUACCUGUGUGACGACCGCGCGGACUGUGUGAAUGAGAUCGGCUCCUACACGUGCGUGUGCCGGACUGGGUACCGCAGUGUGUCCCGCAGGGGAACGGGCUUUCCCGGGGAGUGCAAAGAGCAGCGACUGUUCCCGUACGGUGCCGACUCGGGUCACACGCGGCUCGCGGCCCCGGCUGGGAGGGACGCCGUCUCCCCUCUCAUCCCGGUUCCCAACGGCCUUCCCACCAGGGGCGGACAGCUCGCCAACUCUAUAUACGUUUUAGAGGAUGGCGUAAUCGUGGCCACUAGCCUGACAUCUCGCCGUGACCGAGCAGCAAAAAAGAUCUACCGCCACCCGACCACCGCAACAGAAGCGUUCGACGGGCCGCUUCUGGCCGUCUUCGCGCCGUUCUGGGCUGAUAGCGUCACGGGACCAGGGUACCCUUCUAGGGUCUGGUACUUCCCCUACACACCCGGCACUCCCAACUACGACGAGGUGUUCAGCGUGGCAUCAGAAAACGUGCAGAAGCACUUCGGCGUGGCGAACUUUGACCCCACGUUUGUUCUGGUCGUCACCUGGGAGAACAUGGCGAUGGCAGGAGACGUGGCGAGGGAGAACAUUAAGACGAACACGUUCCAAGCGGCGCUGGUGACUGAUAACGUUCACACGUACAUGGCGUCGUACUACGCUGACGGCGGAAUGAGGUGGGACCCGCAGAUCACCCCUGGCAACCUGGUGGGCGGGAUGUGGCCCGCCUUCGUGGGGAUGGUCAUCAAACACCCGUGGGAGGGGGUACAGGUGGAGGAGGACGAAAACUCCAGGAUGAAGACGAGGUUUGUGAACGGAACCAAAGACUGCACGGGCUCUAACGUGUACUGUAUGGAUGAGAAAGUCUCUCCCACCACGAAUCGUACCGGCAUCAUAGCGGUACAAGUGGACGACAAUCCCACAGACUGGGUCAACCCUAGACUCUGGUGCGCGGACUGGUACAAGAGAGAGCCCGACCCGUUCCUGUACUCCAGUCCGCUCUCCUGUCCGCUGACCAGCAUCCACGCAGGUCUGGACCUCAGGUGGAAGGUGGUGACCGGCCUCGACCCCAGAAGGACCUGCUACGAGCAGAGAGACAACUCCGGAUUCUCAGACGGUGGAAACAACUUGUGCUGCUACCGUCGGUCUGGAGCCUUCCUCUGGCGGAACCGCGCUCUUUCUGGGAACCUGCACAGAUAUGCACGGGACACACAGGAGUACCAGGAUCAUGACAUCCUCCCCUGGACCUACUGUUGCCAGGAUACGGGCACCGCCUACUGCAGUCUGUACUUCAGCAAGCGGCCCAUGCAGACCAACGUCGGCUACGAACCGCCAAGGCAGAGUGCCGGAGCAGGUGACCCUCACCUGACGACGUUGGACGGCCUGUCCUACUCCUUUAACGGUUACGGGGAGUACCUCAUGGCUAACAGUACCAGCAGCGCCCCUCGCGGAUUCCUCAUGCAAGGCAGGACGGACAUGGCUGAGGUGGAGGAGGGCAAAACACCACAGGCUACGGUUUUCACCGGCAUUGCUGUCCAGCAGGGUAGCGCCAGUGUACAGCUAUACCUGGACAGCACAGGCUCCAGUCUGGACGUGUACGUGGACAGCACACAGGUUGCGCUGUCUGACAUCGCCAGCGGAAGCAGCAGCACGUUCAGCGAUGGGGAGUUUCAGCUCAUCACAGAUUCUUCCAGCGGCACCGUGACCGGCGUGAAGGUCAUAUUUACAUCCGGGAUCUCGGUGCAGGUCGACGCCGGCCUCAGCAUGCUCACCUACGCAGUCUCCAUGACCCCUGACAUGAAGGGUCACGUGCGGGGCAUGCUGGGUAACUUCAACGACGACAAGGACGACGAAUUCUAUUGGCCGAACGGAACGGCGGUUGCCAUUAGCAACCUGACGAACACGGCAGAGGCGGAAACUUUUCCAUGGGGACAGAGUUGGGCACUUCCGAACUAUGCUGCUGACGAGCUGGGCUCAGACCCGUCCACAAUUUCGCUGUUCAGUGUUUACCCCGGUGGCGGGAACGCUACGACAUACGGGAACUUGACCUUCCAACCUUUGUUCUUUGACCUGGACACCAUGUUUGCCACAGAAGCGGACAAGCUGAGGGCUAUUGAGGUUUGCGGUAGCGCCACUGCAAAGGAAUGUCUGUUCGACAUCGCUCUGACUGGAAACGAGGCCGUGGGAGCUGCCGCGGCUGCUGCCUUGGAGGCGGUUGCCAGUAGCAACGCUGCUCUGGAUAACACGCCGCCCGUGUUUAACGUAACGUCCGAGGUUCGCGCGACGGUCGGGCAGGAGUUCGGCCUACAGCUGGAGGCUACGGACGACGGGACCGUCACCAUCUCACUACAGGCCGGGACGCCGGGUAGUGUCAACGCCACUAACUACUACACUUGGACUCCUACCGACACCGCAAACGUCACUAUCGAGUUCCUGGCCACUGAUGACGUCGGCGCCGCCACCCUCGCUUCUCCUGACGUCACCGUAUGCUCCUGCCAGAACAACGGUACGUGUAACUGGGAGGCGACUCUCGCUGAGCGGAGUAACGGGUUCGCCCUGGCCUCCUGCGACUGUCUGCUCGGGUUCGACGGGGACGAAUGUGAGACCGACACCGACGGAUGCUCGGUCACACCCUGCUACCCUGGUGUGAGUUGUACGGACGCCCCCGCCCCUCUCGACGCCGACUCCGCCGGCUACACGUGCGGGGCCUGUCCUGCCGGUAUGGUCGGGGACGGACAGUCCUGUGCGGAUCUGAACGAGUGCCUCCUCUUACCGAACGAGACAGACGCGCACCAGUGUCAGAACGCCACGUGUAACAACGAGGCACCUGGCUACAGCUGCGAGUGCUUGGCAGGGUACACCAUGCUGGCAGACAACAGAACAUGCCUUGAUAUUGACGAGUGCAGUGCAGGCACCCACAACUGCGAUGCCCAGGCCACCUGUACCAACAUCGAGGGUUCCUUCAACUGCACCUGUAACACUGGGUACGCAGGUGAUGGGAACACCUGCACAGAUAUUGACGAGUGCCAGACCAGUAACGGAGGCUGUGACCGGAUCUGUCUGAACGUGGAGGGAAGCUAUCAGUGUGCCUGUGACUCGGGCUUCAGACUCGCGGACGACAUGCACUCCUGCGAAGAUAUAGACGAGUGUUCCGGUCCGACUCACGGCUGUACUCAGUUCUGCACCAACACAGUGGGCGGGUUCGAGUGCUCCUGUAAGGAAUACUACGUACUGACGUCGGACGGGAAGUCUUGCGAAGCUGCCCAGUCCUGUAGCAACGACACAGCCUGUACCCAGCUCUGUGCCGUCAUUAAUGUGACAGAAGUGUGUGACUGCAUCAGUGGGUACACCCUGGCUCAGGACCUACAGACAUGUGCAGACAUUGACGAGUGCGCCGCCAACAUGACCCACUCCUGUGACCCUGUAAACGGUGCCUGUAGUAACACUCCAGGGAGUUACAACUGUAGCUGUAAGGCUGGUUACCAACUGGAGACCAACGGGGGAUCACUGUGUGAAGAUAUUGACGAGUGCAGCACGUCUAACGGAGGUUGUGGACAGGUGUGCGAAAACACCCCAGGGACAUUCUCAUGUUCCUGUAACCAUGGUUACACACUGGGGGCCGAUGGGAAGGCUUGCAAUGAUAUUGAUGAAUGUGCGCUGAACACUGACGGCUGUGAACACACGUGUACCAACACGAAUGGCUCCUAUGUCUGCUCCUGUCCUGAGGGACUCAAACUGGACAACAGUGGAACCGACUGUGUCGCCGCUGAUGCUUGCCUAAGCACCACCUGUUCCCCUGCUGACGUCAGCACCUGUGCCGUCAUUUCCGGUACAGAGACCUGCAUGUGCGCGACCGGAUAUGAACUUGGCAGCAACGCUACAACAUGCCAGGACAUCAAUGAGUGUAACACUGUGUGUAACGGGACGAACAUCGCCUGUACCAACACGGAGGGUUCCCACACGUGCGGCUGUGUGGCGGGGUUCUACCUGGAAAAAGAUGAAAACGGAGAUACCAGCUGUAUCGCCACGAAGUCUUUCUCGGGGUCGAUCCGGAUCACCAGUCAGAGCUUCACGGCGGACCUGGCCGACACGACAUCUGCUGCCUUCAAAACUCUGGCCGCUUCUGUUAAAACUACGCUUGACGACUUGUACACCUCCAAACUCGGCGAUGCUUUCAAAGGUACGGAGGUAACCGGCUUCAGUAACGGGAGUAUCAUCACCGACUAUAACGUGAACCUGGCUCCAAGCAGUAACGAGACGGCCGGCAGCUUGUCUACCGCGCUGUCCGAGGCCAUACAGGACUCCGGCGGCGGAGGGGCCUUCGCGUUCGACCCCAGCAGCAUCAGCGUUACUGAUGUGGACGAGUGUGCCAGUGCAGGUGCGAACAACUGCCACAUGCAGGCCACCUGUACCAACACGGAGGGUUCCUACACCUGUACCUGUAACACUGGCUACACGGACGCCUCUCUUACGGGUACCAAGGCGGGAUCGGUGUGUGAAGCUGUGAGGCCUGCUGCUUCCGACAGCAACAUCGGCGUCGCCAUUGGCCUGGGGGUGACUUGUGGCAUCCUGGGUAUCAUCAUCAUCGCCGCCGUACUCUGGUACUUCGUAUCCUACAAAACCAAGAGGGGGUCUGCUAAAAUCACUCCUGAAUGAGAGCUGUAAAUAUAGGAUGAUGUCUUAUUCGACCAAUGUUCCUGUUUUGGAUACACAGGAUAAAUGCCGUAUAAGAGGGUUCUUUCUUCAACAACCAACGGCUUCGAUAACGGUCCGUCACCUUCUUCGGGUCAG